AUGAAAACAGACAAAUUAGAAAAUGUGAAAACAGAAAUGAAAAGACUGGAUAUAGAGAUAUUAGGAUUAUGUGAAACACGAUGGGCAGACAGUGGUGACUUUUGGUCCGAUGACUUUAAAGUUAUUUGUACAAAUAGUACAAGAAGGCAAGCGUAAUUAUUUCUAACAAAAAGUGGGAUACAAGAAUUAAAAAUGUGGUAAGCUGUAGUAGUAAAUUAUGCCUUUGUUAAANUGGAAUCAAUAUCAACUAAUUUUGUAAUAAUAUAAAUUUACAAGCCUACAUCAAAAUCAGAUGAUAAAGAAGUUGAAGACUUGUAUACAAGCAUUAUUCAACUGAUAAGGAAAUAGUAGGUCUGAUAGAUGAGAGAUGAAAAUAUAAAAACAACAGCAUGAGAGAAGGGUGACUAAAAUAUCAUCAUCUAAGGAAUCAGAUUAACUGGGGAGCCAAGAAGUCCAAGGAGAUUCGGCUUGAAAAGCAGUGUAGGGAAAUUGAUGAGCUUUUCAAAAUCAAUAGAAUCGAUCAACAAAUUGUUUGUCGACCAGCCUCGAGGUUUGACUAUCGUGGGCUACUGGCCUACCGGGUAAUGACUGGUGGACCGCACGGAUAUAUUAGGUGACCAAAGAAGAAAAUGAAUAUGGAUUUUAUGUGGUUACUAUUUUAUGUAUCGAAGUAAUUAAAAUAUACUUAAAUUACUACGAAAAUAGAAAGGGGGGAUGAAGGAGUUGCUUAUUACUGAAAAACAAGAAUUUGCAAUACUUACGAUUAAGGGGUACAAAUUAAAUGGGCGGUACGCUGACCGUAAACCCGAUUGAUGAAUAGGCAAAUACCGUUGAAGUGGACGAUAUUGUUUGCUAAACACGAUGUAGGACCUUGGCGAGUAGCAAGGUGCCACACAACUCUAACCGGGGAACCGUGAGACGUUCAUCCGUGUGCUCUAAUGUCAAUGCCGCUACUUUUGAUUUCGCGGUGAUAAAAUGUAUAGUAGUAGGUUUGGAUUUGUAGAAAAGCCGGAGAUAGACGACAGCUGAAUAGCCUUUCAGAGAAGCGUCGGAGAAGCCAACCAACUGGACGUCACAGCUUUCUUGGACGGGAAUGUGCCGGUGGAGUUUUACAUGCGUUAAGAAUGGUAACUCAGAGGAUCAAUGACACUUGUGGCAAUGACGUAGCGUAA
This is a messenger RNA of Cinara cedri, 1172 nucleotides long. The record is from the annotation of a GenBank genome assembly. NCBI's taxonomy places the organism in Eukaryota, Metazoa, Arthropoda, Insecta, Hemiptera, Aphididae.